AGCUCGCAAUGACAUGUUGACUGUCCAUGCAAUGGGAUGGAACAGAUGGAAGCAGGAAAACCUUCAUGUCGUGUUGGCCAAGAGAUAUGUCAAGACAAUCACAAUGUUGGAGGGUGAGACUCAAAAAAUUAAGGACACCUGCGAAGAGCUUGGAUGCCCUGAGGACAAAGUCCAACAAUGGGUUAAUGAUGUUAGAGACUGGGCAACAAACGACAACACAUCAGGCGACAAUCAGUCUCUCCAGAUGUCCAUUGAGCAGCUAUUUCUAGGGCUGUGCCAAAAGAAAGCUUGCCUCUAUAGACAGACUGACAGCAACAAGAUUCGGCAGUUGCGUCGCAAAAGGUUAAGGGAGGAAAAGACCAAACUCUUAGCGGCAAUACGCCAGUACAACACCGGACAGCCUCCUGAAGGAGAAAUCCAGGAAGAAGAGGUGGAGAGAAGACUGUCUGCAGAACAGCAAACAACAGACAGUCUAAUAUGGCCAUGGGAAAUGCAAAGUGAUGCUCCAGAUACUCCAACCCUGUGUGAUGUACCAAGGAUGGGCUCCAACAAUGCCACACGCAGAUCGCUCCAACUGCGGGAGAACUUCUGCUCCUAUUUCAAUGAGGAGGGUGCAGUGCCAUGGCAGCAGUAUGUGGUGUAG
This is a messenger RNA of Notothenia coriiceps (black rockcod), 643 nucleotides long. RefSeq lists its product as uncharacterized. NCBI's taxonomy places the organism in Eukaryota, Metazoa, Chordata, Actinopteri, Perciformes, Nototheniidae. The record is from RefSeq and is a predicted model, not a curated record. The transcript is spliced from 5 exons. Bases 14 to 643 code for a protein of 209 amino acids.